Messenger RNA from Myotis brandtii (Brandt's bat), 633 nucleotides. It is a transcript of the gene HTRA1, whose product is annotated as HtrA serine peptidase 1. The coding region runs from base 1 to 618 and encodes 205 amino acids. The transcript has 4 exons. Gene Ontology annotation, biological process: positive regulation of apoptotic process; proteolysis; programmed cell death. The record is from RefSeq and is a predicted model, not a curated record. NCBI's taxonomy places the organism in Eukaryota, Metazoa, Chordata, Mammalia, Chiroptera, Vespertilionidae. Gene Ontology annotation, molecular function: serine-type endopeptidase activity.
AUGGAACUGGGGCCUCCCAGGUCCAGGCCACUGUCCUCCCUGCUCCCUGUGCGGCUGCCCCGGGGCGGACAGGCCCUGGAGCCACUCCCUCUAGUUCGUAAGGUCACGCUCCGCAGGAGAGCGGCUCCGCCUCAGGUAAAGGGCCCAGAGCCCGUGGCCGGGAAGCAAAUUCCUGCCUCAGGCAGCGUGUUCACGCGUCUUCCCUCUGCGCUGUCCCCAGGGCAGGAAGACCCCAACAGUUUGCGCCAUAAAUACAACUUCAUCGCCGACGUGGUGGAGAAGAUCGCCCCCGCCGUCGUCCACAUCGAGCUGUUCCGCAAGCUCCCCUUUUCUAAGAGGGAGGUGCCGGUGGCCAGCGGCUCUGGGUUCAUCGUGUCCGAGGACGGGCUGAUCGUGACCAACGCGCACGUGGUGACCAACAAGCACCGGGUCAAGGUGGAGCUGAAGGACGGCGCCACCUACGAGGCCAAGAUCAAGGACGUGGACGAGAAGGCGGACAUCGCGCUCAUCAAGGUCGACCACGAGGUCAGUCUCCCACCUGCAGGGCCUGGGCCCGGCGACCCCGCGUCACGCCUGGAGAGGCCAGGGGCCGCCAAGCUCCCCGUGAGAGCCGCGUAGCUGGGCGGAGCCGUC